AUGGAGAAGACGCAGAAGGAAGCGUUGAAGCCGCUGACGUUUAGGGUGAUUCAGCAGCGCAUUCGCGACCACUUUGUGCGCGACUUGGACGACGAGACGGAGCUGAAGAGCAACCGCUACAUCCUCACAGCCGAGCAUGUGGAACGAUUCCUCUUUCCACUUUUCCAGCGCGCCGACGCUAAAGCUGUGCGCAUCCUCGGUGAAGUGUGGGGACGCUCGCGCGACCCUUCGCGUAAGUUGAGUGACCAGAUCGUCGCCGUCCUUACUCGCCGCCAACACGUGCUGCUGCAAGGAACGGAGCUGACGCUGAUGGAGCUGAAGGAGAAGGUGCUGCUGGUGGCACGGCUGCAGGAGCCACUAACGGCGGGCGAGGUUCGCCAGUUGGCGAUUCAGUUGGGCCCCUACAACCGCGAGUGGGUGGAGGAGUGGCUGUGCGCACGUCUCGCAGACGAAGCAGUGGACUCGCUGGCGCUUUGCACCGCCUUACGGGACGCGGUGCAGCAGAGAUUUGGAGCCUUUACCUUCGCGGGGGUUUAUUACCCCACAGUACUGGAUGACUUGAUCGACAUGGACGAGCGAGCUCAGAGUUCCAUGGUGUACCCGCCGAAGCUAGGCGUGUCGGCGCAGUCUGUUCGCGCACGCGUCUGCGAGGAGCUUUUCAUCUUCACCAUAUUCUGCGGUGUGCCGCUCUCCCUCGAUGCCUACUUCCUCGCGGUAGCCCUGUUUGACCGCUUCCUCGCCCGCCGCAGCACCCCCAAAGAGGAGCUGCGGCUGUACAGUAUGGCAGCCCUGCUGCUCGCCUCCAAGUGCGACCACUCGUGGCCCACAUUGGAUCCACACUUCGUGUCCGUCAAGAUGAAACUCGCGCAGGAAAACGUCAUGGCGGCAGAGGAGGAGAUCGUGCGGGCGUUGCAGUUCGAUACGGCUGUCUCCACGCUGCACCACUUCUGCGAGGCUCUUGUGCUGCACCAGGACCCGCCGGCGUCCCCGGAGCAGCUCCGACUUCUAGAGUAUCUCAUCGCUUCGCUUUCCGUUCACACUUACUACGGACAGUACAGGCAGUCUUGCCUGGCAGCUGCGGCGUUGCACAGCAGUCGCCACGCUGCCCGCCUCGCAACCGGUGAGCCAAGUGAGUCGGUGCGCGUACUACUGCCAGUUGUGUGCGCUGCGCUGCAGAAGAACAGCGUCGAACGCACUCCGGGCAACCUGCUAAAGCAGAUCUAUGCUCAGCCAGAGCGCCAUGCCGUGAGUCUGAUUCCUACAGCAGUCCUGUUCCCUAGCCUGUCGUGCCGCUCCUCGCUCAGUGCCAGUCAGUAA
Molecule: messenger RNA, 1317 nt
Organism: Leishmania braziliensis MHOM/BR/75/M2904
Lineage: Eukaryota; Euglenozoa; Kinetoplastea; Trypanosomatida; Trypanosomatidae
Product: putative mitotic cyclin
Exons: 1
Coding region: 1-1317 (438 amino acids)
Biological process (GO): mitotic cell cycle phase transition; regulation of cyclin-dependent protein serine/threonine kinase activity
Cellular component (GO): centrosome; nucleus; cytoplasm
Molecular function (GO): cyclin-dependent protein serine/threonine kinase regulator activity
Source: RefSeq, a predicted model, not a curated record